Molecule: messenger RNA, 2339 nt
Organism: Oenanthe melanoleuca
Lineage: Eukaryota; Metazoa; Chordata; Aves; Passeriformes; Muscicapidae
Gene: BCDIN3D
Product: BCDIN3 domain containing RNA methyltransferase
Exons: 2
Coding region: 71-1414 (447 amino acids)
Biological process (GO): miRNA metabolic process; negative regulation of pre-miRNA processing
Cellular component (GO): cytoplasm
Molecular function (GO): RNA methyltransferase activity; O-methyltransferase activity
Source: RefSeq, a predicted model, not a curated record
CCGGACCGUUUGUGUCCCGGAACGUUUCUCCGCAGCCGCGGUUCCCGCCCGGAGCGGGAGCAGCGGGAAAAUGGCGGCGCCCACGAGCGGCGGCAGCCGCGGUUUCGAGCCCGGCGCGGCUCCGUACGGGAACUUCCCCAACUAUUCCCGGUUCCACCCGCCCGAGGGCCGCCUCUGCCUCCUGCCCCGCGGGCUCCUGCGCAGCCUCUUCCCCGCAGCCACCCGCCCGCUGCUCGGCCUCGACGUGGGCUGCAACUCCGGGGAGCUGAGUGUGGCUCUGUACCAGCACCUGCUGGGGCUGCAGGACGGCGAGCGCGGCGCCGAGGGAGCAGGGAAGGAGCUGCGGCUGCUGUGCUGCGACAUCGACCCCGAGCUGGUCCGCAGGGCGCAGCAGAGCAGCCCCUUCCCCGGCUGCAUCUCCUUCGCAGCCCUGGACAUCAUGGACGGGGCGGCGCGGGAGGCGCUGCUGGGCCCCUUCCUGCGGCGCUUCGGCCGCUCGCGCUUCGACCUGGCCUUCUGCAUGUCGGUGACCAUGUGGGUGCACCUGCGCCACGGGGACGGGGGGCUGCGGGCGCUGCUGGCGCUGCUGGCCUCGCUCAGCCGCGUGCUGCUGCUGGAGCCGCAGCCCUGGCGCUGCUACCGCGCGGCCGCGCGCCGCCUGCGCCGCCUGGGCCGCCACGACUUCCAGCACUUCCGCUCGCUCGGCAUCAGGGGCGACAUGGCCCAGAGCGUCACCCGCAUCCUGACCCAGCAGUGCGCCAUGGAGCUGCUCUGCUGCUUCGGCACCACCGCCUGGGACCGCAGCCUGCUGCUCUUCGGCUCCACCGCGGACCCCCCUGAGGGGCGCUGCGGGCCUGGGGCGGCGCUGGGGGAGCGGCACAGCCCCGGGGGUGAGGAUGAGGAAUGUCACAGCCCUGGGGGUGAGAGAUGUCACAGCCCUGGGGGUGAGGAUGAGGAAUGUCACAGCCCUGGGGGUGAGGAUGAGGAACAGCACAGCCCUGGGGGUGAGAGAUGUCACAGCCCUGGGGCUGGGAAUGAGGAACAGCACAGCCCUGGGGCUGCCCCUGAGGGAUGUCACAGCCCUGGGGAUGGGGAAUGUCACAGCCCUGGGGAUGAGGAAUGUCACAGCUCUGGGGAUGCCCUUGGGGAGCAGCACAGCCCUGGGGAUGAGGGUGAGGAACAGCACAGCCCUGGGGCUGGGGAUGAGGGAUGUCAAAGCUCUGGGGCUGCCCCUGAGCAAUGUCACAGCCCUGGGACUCCCCCUGGGGAAUAUCACAGCCCUGGGGCUGCCCCUGAGGGAUAUCACAGCCCUGGGGCUGGGGGUGAGGAGGGAGAGCUGGGGAUUCCUGAAUCCCUGUUAGAAUCAGGCCUUAACCUCCUGGGGGAAUCCAAGGCAAGGAAUGGCUGUGACUGAUUUUUUGGGACACUUUUAACGUGUUUUCUGGGCUGCAAGGAAGUGCUCCUGGAAUCCAGGUUCCUACAUGUGCUUUCCGUGUGUAUCAGGAAUAUUCCCUGGAAUGACAGGGAAUGUGCCCAAGGAAAUGUAGAAUGUCCUGACUGCAAUGGCCUCACGAGGGUUAUCCAGUCCAGCUCCUGGCCCUUCACAGGACUUAACAAAAAAAUCCAUUACUCCCAAAAUCCUAAUGCCCAAAUGACCCAGAACUGCUGGAAUAUCCAGAGCUGAAAGGGUCCUGUGAGGAUGACAGAGUCAUGGAACAGCUGGAGUUGGAAGGGACUCACUGGAUCAUGGAGUCCAGCUCCUGGCCCUGCACAGGACAUACAAAACAAUCCCAUUACUCCCAAAUUUCCCAGAACUGCUGGAAUAUCCAGAGCUGGAAGGGUCCUGUGAGGAUCACAGUCACAGAACAUCCAGAAUUGGAAGGGACUCACCUGGAUCAUGGAGUCCAGCUCCUGGCCCUGCACUGGCCAUCCCAAAAUCCCACCCAGUGCCUGAGGGUGUUGUCCAAGCACUCCAGAAUUAUGGAAUAACCAGAGCUGACAGGGACCCCCAAGGACCACAGAGUUUGGAGGGGACCCCCAAGGAUCAUCAAGUGCAAGUGCUGCCCCAGGACAGCCCACAGUCCCACUGGCCCCAACAUCCCAGCAGCCUGAGCUCUGAUUCCUGGGCUGUCACGGUUCCCUGGGAGCUGCUCCAGGGCCUGACCCCUCUGCAGGAGGAACCUUUCCCCAAAUUCCUCCCAGAGCUCCCCUCAGGGCUGGGGUGAGGCUGCAGGACAAUCCUGCCCUGGCUCAGCUCUCCUGGGACAGGGGCUCAUCCCUAAGGGUGAGUGCCUUGAGAAUAAAGUCCUUGGAAUAAAAAUCACUGAAUGCUAUCCUGA